AAUUCCAUUACAUUACAUAUUUUAUCCUACUCAACAGUCAACACCAAAACAUGUUUCUCACCCAUUAGCCACCCUUAACUAACUAAUCAUGUCUCUCUCUUUCACUUUCCCUCCCUCUUCCCGCCGGCACCACCGCCGGCACCGCAACCACACACUUUUUCAUUUUCUUUUCCUCGCUGUCGCUGCAAUCCUCUGCAGUCACGCCCACGCUCGCUUCCUUACACCCGAUCUAGUUUCCGAUGGUUGGAGUAAUGUUCUCAGACUCCCCACGGAUGAAUCAACCUGCGAGGAGACCUACGGAUUCUUACCGUGCACCACCACCAUUCUUGGAAACUUGUUUCUCAUCUUGGUCUAUGGUUUCCUCAUGUAUACUGCUGCUACUUUUUUAUCUAACGGUAGUGAACUCUUGCUUGAGAUCUUAGGUCCCGGCAUUGUUGGUGGAUUGUUUCUUCCUGUACUCGGUGCUCUCCCUGAUGCAAUGCUCAUUCUCGUGUCUGGGCUUUCAGGAAGUACAGAAACUGCUCAAAGUCAGGUAUCUGUUGGAAUGGGACUGUUAGCUGGAUCAACAGUGCUGCUUCUGACUAUAAUAUGGGGAACUUGUGUUAUUGUUGGCAAGUGUGACAUUGAGGAUUCAAUUGCGAUAGAUUCACAAGACACUAGAGGCUUCAGUUUAACUGGUUCUGGUGUUAGCACUGAUAUUUGGACAAGUUAUGCUGCAAGGAUUAUGGUUAUAUCUGUCAUUCCAUUUUUGAUUGUUCAAUUACCACAAAUUCUCCAUUCAACUUCUGGAAGGCACUUGGCAGUUUUGAUUGGUCUUGCUGUCUCUAUCUGUUUAUUGAUCUCUUAUUGCCUUUACCAGAUUUUCCAACCCUGGAUACAAAGGAGAAAAUUGGAAUAUAUUAAACACAAACAUGUUAUUUUGGGACUUUUGAAACAUUUGAAGAUGCGUUCAUUGGGAAGGCUGCUGAAAGAUGAUGGCGAACCAAAUAAAGAAGUAAUUAGAAAGUUGUUUACAACAAUUGAUGAAAAUAAAGAUGGACAUCUUACUCAUGGUGAAAUGAGAGCACUGGUCGUUGGAAUUCAAUUUGAGGAGAUAGACCUGGAUCAUGACGACGCUGUGAAAAGAAUAAUGGUAGAUUUUGAUACUUCUCGUAAUCAACUUGUCGACGAAGAAGAAUUUGUUAAUGGUGUCUGUAGAUGGCUUCAAACAGCCAGGCGUUCUAAAGCUGCAUCUGGUGAUGCUGGUCCACACACAAUGAAGUUUUUAAGUGAUUUUCACACAGAAACAAGGAGGGAACACGAUCUUCUGGACGUGGGGGGUCAGAGUGAUGAAGUCGAAGAGGGUGUUGAGAAUGCUAGAUGGAUUUCCAUAAAAGCAGUACUGCUUCUUCUGCUGGGUGCUAUUAUUGCAGCUGCAUUUGCUGAUCCUCUGGUUGAUGCUGUCGAUAACUUUUCUGAAGCUACAAGUAUUCCAGCUUUCUUCAUUUCCUUCAUUUUUCUACCUCUUGCAACCAAUUCAAGUGAAGCAGUAUCAGCAAUAAUUUUCGCUAGUCGUGAUAAGAGGCAAACAGCUUCAUUAACAUUUUCUGAGAUAUAUGGUGCAGUAACAAUGAACAAUGUGCUAUGCCUAUCGGUUUUUUUGGCGCUUGUAUAUGCGAGGGGAUUGACAUGGGACUUCUCUUCAGAAGUGUUGGUUAUUCUCAUCGUGUGCAUUGUCAUGGGCGUCUUCGCCAGUUUCCGUACUGUUUUCCCUCUAUGGACAUCUAUACUGGCUAUCCUACUUUAUCCCUUCUCCCUAGUAUUGGUGUAUGUUCUUGAUUAUGUAUUUGGGUGGUCAUAGAUCAAAUGAUGUUUUAUAGAAUGUCUAGUUGUAUGUGUCUUUUCCUUCUUGAGGGUGUAUUGUUUAUCGAGAACAGUUGAGUGGGUACAGUUUUGACUCAUUCAACACACUGUGAGUAUUUAUAUAAAAUAAAUCAUUGUUGAAAAAUAUAUUGUGAUGGUUCAUGUAUGUGAUUGUGUUCUUUGAAUCUCAUCAUUGAGAUACUUGUGAUUCCAUUAAAUUGAUUUUGACACUUUUAAAUGCA
This is a messenger RNA of Cicer arietinum (chickpea), 2084 nucleotides long. RefSeq names its product sodium/calcium exchanger NCL. The record is from RefSeq and is a predicted model, not a curated record. Gene Ontology annotation, cellular component: membrane. Gene Ontology annotation, molecular function: calcium ion binding; calcium:proton antiporter activity. Gene Ontology annotation, biological process: calcium ion transmembrane transport; intracellular calcium ion homeostasis. Lineage: Eukaryota; Viridiplantae; Streptophyta; Magnoliopsida; Fabales; Fabaceae.